GAUUCACAGGUGUUAGUUCCCAAACUGGGGAAUUUGAGGGGGGGGGGGCGCAGAUCUGGAACCACCCGGAACCCAGAGGGCAGGGAGAGACCCAAGAAGGGGGCAGAUCCGCCCCCAGAUGGGUGGCUGGUUCAAUGAGCGAGGGAACUUACCUACGAGAGGCUUGUCUCGAGAGCCUUAAUGGGUUCCGCAAAGGCUCCAUUUCUGACGGUCUCAUCAACACAGCGCUCUCUCAAGGCUGUGUGCUUGAAAAUAGCUCCGGCUGUGGAGGUGGUGGGCGGAACCAACAUGCUAAGGACGGGGCAGGGGGUGAGGGACCUCCCAGCUCCCGGGUCGACCUGCUAUCGCGUCCUCUGGAUGACCUCCUCCAACCACAGGUCGCAGCCCCAGCCCCCCCUCCGUGACUGUACUUGAAUGUGGGGCCUCUAAGGAAGUGCUUACGGAUAAAUGAGGCCAUGAGGGUGGGGCUCGUAUCCUUUCGGAUUAGGUUCCUUGUAAGAAGAGACCCCAGAACCAAGCCCCCUGUCCGCCCUGUGAGGACACAGCCGGAAGAUGGCCAGGAGGGCUCUUUCCAGAAACCCACCCUGCCAGCCCUGGAUCGGUGUCUUCCAGCCUCCAAAACUCUCAGGAGAUUCAUGGUUGAUGGAGGUACUGAUUUCUUUUGGAAUCUGGAGGAUGGCCAGUGGAUGACCAUUGCUGGAAGGUCAGACACUCCACUGGAGGACCAAUCAACAAACCAGGAAUUGAGAGUGGAUAGAAGAGAACAGCUCUCCCAAUGCAAAAGAAAUUCAUGCCCAAAUACGGCACGACCCAGGAAAUGCUUUAGUAAUAUAACAGGCUACUGCCGGAAGAAAUGCGAGAUGGGGGAAAUCUAUGAAGUGGCAUGUCGAAAUGGGAAAUUAUGUUGUGUUAAUGAAGGCGAAAACAAAAAACACAAGAAAGCCCCAAAGUCGCCUUCCUUUUUGGUACAGUCUGAUGGGAAGAUGGACUAUGUUAUUUUACCCACUACCACACUUCUUACAAUCCAGAUAUGAAUCAGGGGCUGGCUCCACUGGUCUCCACUCUUCUUAAACCAAAAAUGCCACCUCUUCCGACAUCCUGGGGCAAGAGAUGUAUCUACUUCUUCUGUGACCUUGAUUCUCCACAUAAUAAAGGGUUUUUUUUUUUUUUUUU
Messenger RNA from Acinonyx jubatus (cheetah), 1173 nucleotides. It is a transcript of the gene DEFB128, whose product is annotated as defensin beta 128. Gene Ontology annotation, cellular component: extracellular region. Bases 456 to 1034 code for a protein of 192 amino acids. The transcript has 3 exons. Lineage: Eukaryota; Metazoa; Chordata; Mammalia; Carnivora; Felidae. The record is from RefSeq and is a predicted model, not a curated record. Gene Ontology annotation, biological process: innate immune response.